AUGUCGAGCUCAACCCCAAACCAGUACGUCAUGGCCCCAGAUCGCCAUGCGGAGGUGAGCGACCGGACUCUCAGAUUCUCCAAGGAUGGAACUUUUCAGAUCUCAGUCUUUGAGGAUUUACAUUUCGCUGAAGAUGCUUCAAAGGAUGUCAAGUCCAAAGGAGUGAUGAAAUAUGUCCUUGAAAAGGAAUCUCCGGACUUGGUAGUGAUUAACGGAGACUUGGUCUCUGGUGAAUUCACAAAAGCUUCGACUUCCAGCGAAUAUGUCCACGACGUCGUGUCUCCCUUGGUCGACAAGGGCAUCCUGUGGGCUUCGACCUAUGGUAAUCAUGACUCGAACACGAACCUCUCUCCCCGACUGGACGUUUAUGACCAGGAGAAGCAAUACUCAAACAGCCUGACUCAGAGGCAAGUCCUUGCAUCCAAGGCUGGAAUCACAAAUUAUUAUCUGCCCGUCUAUUCCCACCGGGCCCAGGAGAGCAGCACCCCAGCACUCAUUUUAUGGUUCUUCGAUUCAAAAGGUGGCAGCUAUGCCACGAAUCGCGAUAAAGAUGUCAACUCUGGGCUCAGGGGUGACUGGGUGGAUGAGUCCGUCAUCGACUGGUUCGUGGAGGCCAAAAAGAACUUAUCAGCCGAAUAUGACCAAACUAUUCCUUCGCUCGCAUUCUUCCAUAUUCCCUCACACGCCAUGCUCAAAUAUCAAGAAGACGGAUUCGACGCCUCGCGAACUCCGGGAAUCAACGGUGAAAAGGUGGUCUCACAGGGGUCCAUGGACACUGACUACUCAGGACAAGACCGCCGAUUCAUGGAGGCUCUUCUGAAUACCACCGGUUUGAUGGCUACUUUCAGUGGUCAUGACCACAAGAAUGAUUGGUGUUUCAAAUGGGAUGGUCACACUGUUGAUCAGGACCUGAAGGGAAACGGAAUUAAUAUGUGCUACGGGCGGCAUACUGGAUACGGAGGCUAUGGUGAUGCGACUCGUGGUGGACGUCAGAUCCUCUUAGACGAGGAGACUAUGGAUGAUGAGAUUAAGACCUGGAUUCGCUUGGAAGAUGGCACCAUUUCGGCACCGGUCACGCUCAAUGCGACAUAUGGCCAGGAUAAGUAUGCGAAGGUCAACCAUAAGAGAUCCUUGGACACAUCGGCUGCAUCUGGGCUGCAUGACCACUCGGCUUUACUUAUGAUAAUGUGUCUCUGGCUUUCGAUAUCGGUGAUGUUCUGGAGACGUUAA
This is a messenger RNA of Penicillium maclennaniae, 1230 nucleotides long. Its product is annotated as metallophosphoesterase family protein. NCBI's taxonomy places the organism in Eukaryota, Fungi, Ascomycota, Eurotiomycetes, Eurotiales, Aspergillaceae. Bases 1 to 1230 code for a protein of 409 amino acids. Gene Ontology annotation, molecular function: hydrolase activity, acting on ester bonds. The record is from RefSeq and is a predicted model, not a curated record. The transcript is spliced from 4 exons. Gene Ontology annotation, cellular component: cytoplasm.